AUAAAGAAAACAUUAUUUUAUUUUAUCGAAAUGGAUAAUUAGUUUUUACCUCCUAUUGAGAAUAUUAGUUUGCAGCGAGGAUUCAAGCAGUUUAAUCCUGAAAAGGGUGGAUCACAUUUAUUAGAAAACACUAAUGAAUUUGAUAAGUUUCCUUAUACAUGCUUCGGCUACCUUAGCUUUAAAGACAAAAAUACUAAUAAAAAAAAAUUAAUAGGUUAAGCAGUUCUCAUUGGACCAUCGCAUAUUCUAACUUCUGCCAAUAGUAUUUACGAUUUUACAAAGCAAUAUGAAUCUCUAUUUAGCUAGGGAGAAUUAGAAUUUUAUGGUGGUAUUGAUUUAGAUAUUUAAACCAAGGUUGUUUCGAUUUACUGCAAUAAAGAAACAAUAAAAGCAAGCAAAUCCUAUGAUUAACAAAACUUUGCAAUGUGCAUCUUAGAAAAAAAUAUAGGAGAAAAGCUAGGUUAUUUGGGAAUAAUCACACCUCUGCAAAUGGCUUUAUUUGAAGAAAUAUAAUUUAAAUAGCAGCCUGUAUUAGUAUUUGACAGUCAGCAAUUAUUAAGUGGUUAAAUUUGUGAUGUAGAUGAUAAAGAGAUGCUAAUUUAAUUCAAAAAUAGUGAUGGAGUAAUUAUAAAUUAAAUAGAUUAAGAAUAUCACUCAAUUUAGGAACAAAGUUUGGAAAAAAAUUAAGAAAGUGUUGAUGACGAAUAAGAAGAAUAAGAAAGGGAUUAAGAAUAAAUGAGAAUGGAAAUUAUAAAGAACAACGCAUAGGCCACAUCUUAGUUACUCAAUAAUAUAGUUUUUAUACAUGACAAAUUGUUUGGUUACGCCAUACUUUCAGCAGACGCCUAAAGAGAUGGAAUUUAUUACAAAAGUCAGUACCUUACAUGCUUCCACCUCUAUCAGAUGGUUUUCUGGUAUUAAGGGCUUGAAGUAAAUCAAAAAGACUAAACAUAAAAGAUUUAGGAGAUGAAAUAUCUUGAGAAUAAGGGAAAUAUGAAAGUUGAGGAACCAGCUGAACAGGAGAAUAAACCAUUGGUUUGUUUAAAGCAGCUAAAUAAUUAGUUUAUUUUUACAGGAAAUGAGGACAGCAGUGCUAAUUUUUGGCAUUUAGGUUCUAUGAAUAUCGGAUAAUCAGUUUAGAAAGAAGUAUUCGAAUAUAAUUUCAGAGAUAGUACUUUCAAUGGUAUUGCAGACAUAGUUAGUGAAGGAUAUUAUGCAGUUGCUAUAGUUGGAAGAUAUGCAAUACUUCUAAACUGGCUCAAUUUUGAAUUGCUCGAGGCUAAGUAGUUUGAUUAUGAUCUCACCUGCAUUAUUAAGAGAUAACAGAGAUUCAAGUAUUUAGUUGGGGAUGCACAGGGAUAGGUCAUAUACUUAAAUUUAAAUUGCAAUACUCUCCAGCUAGAAGAGGAUUAGGAAGGCUCUCUUAGAUCUAGAUAGCAAAAAAAUAUGCAUGGACACAAAAAUACUAUAGAAAAGCUAUGCCUAAUCCCAGAGAGGAAUCAAUUAGUUGUAGCUUCUUCAGAUGGAAUAAGAAUUUGGGAUGUAAAAUCAAAGAAAUUAGUUACUAAUAUUGAAUCUGAACAGAAAAAAGCUGUCACCUUUAUUGGAUAUUCAAAGACGCGACUUUACAUUGCAGGUGAAGAUUAAUAUCUUAAAAUAUACGAUCUUUCGGGUAAAUAAUAGAAAUCAAUGAGAUUUUAGUAUCCUAUUAAAUGUGGUGUGUUUUUGAAUUCUUCAGAAAUAGCUUUAUCUGAUGGCAAAAACUUGAAAAUUAUUAAUGUUAUUACAAAUGCUUAGGAUUACUAUUCGAUUCAUAAAAACAAUAUAACUCACAUUUGUAAGAUAAAUGAAUUUUAAUUUAUCACUGCUGAUACAAGAGGAUCAUUGUACAAGUGGACUCUAAUGUCUAAUGAAAGCGAGUCUAGUCUUUAGUACAGAGUUUCUGUUGAAUUAAGUAAAGCGGCUAAGGUGAACUUCUCUGAUUAUUCUCCUGAGAAAGUCGCUAAAUUCUUUUAAUCUAAUUAGUCUCCAAACACAAGCUCAUUCCACUCUUAAAAAUUUUUAUAGAUGAAAGCCAAAAUUGAAACUCAAAGAAACCUAGCUAAUUAGGGGAUUUAUGAAGGAAGCUAGAAAAUGGUGGGAGAUCUCUAUUCUUAGGAGAACUAUUAUCUAAAAGCAAAAGUUAGAAAUUUGGAAAGUAAAGUUAAUGCAGCUAAGGGUGAAUACAGUGAAAGUCAUAAGGAUUUUAUCAAUAACUCGUCAUACAGUAAGCUAAAUGCAAGCUCGAUAAAUAAUAAUAGUAGCACUAGAAAUCUUAGAGAGAAUUCAUCUAGCAUCACUUUGAAAACUUAAAAGGCUUAGAUUAAAGUUAUGGAAUAAAAGUUGAAAGAAUAAGAGGAUCUUGUUCUUAAAAUUCAAGGAGAAGAGUAAUUGCUUAGAAAUAAUGCUGAAAAGAAAGUGAAGCAAGAAAAAAAAGUUUACAUGGAAAAGAAUGUUGAUGAUAUCAAAAAAAACUCUUAGCGAUUUGAAUCUAUGAUACCUUUGAUUCAAAAUGAUAUUGACCUGCUUAGAAAACAGCUUAGUUUCAUGAAUGAAAAGUUGAGUGAUAAACAGGAGAGAAUCAGAGAUAGGUCAAGUUCCCUUCAAAAGAAGUAAUCAGAAUUAAAGCAGUUCCACAACUAAAUUCAAAAGAGAGAAUAAGACGUGUAAGAAGAGCUCAAUAAAAAAAGAGAGUAAACCAAAUAGCAACAAGAACAAGACAAAAGAGAAAUGGAAUAGCAAAGACAGCAAUUUAAUGAGUUUAUUAAGGUAGAUUAAGACCAUGUGUAAGAAGAUGGUGAUGAAGAUGAUAAUCAAGCUUUACAUGAUAACUAAUUUGAGCACAUUUCUUAAGAGCUAGAUUAAACAAUUAAGAAUAGCUAGAACUUCAUCAAUAGCUAAAGAAACCUUAAUUCCUCUUUGCAAUAAUAUGUAUAGGCAAAUAUCGAUGAAAGUAAUGAGUCUAACAUGAAAGCCUCUUAAAUUUCUUCAAAAAAUAGAAAUGAUGAAAUAAAUAACUCUCUAGGAAGCAGCUGUGUUUUAAAUAAUAAAAAAAUAACUAGUUCUGCAUAGGCUAGAAAUAUUAUGAAAUCAAAUAGAGAAGAGUAAAGUUUUUAGAACUAGCAAGAGAUGUCGUAAAAUAUUAGUAAUUCUUCAAGAAAUAACUAUAAAAAUUAAAUUAGCAACAUAGAAGAGGAGCAGAAUUCAUACAAGUAUACCAAUAGAAAAUCCUCACCAAGCAAUUAUGGAAAUUCUUAAAUUAUCAGUGAAACCAAUGAAAAACUAUCUCACAGGAAUAAAAUAGAAAUUAGAAAAGCAGCUGAUUAAGAGGGAUAAAAUACUGAAUAAACUGAAGAAAAUCUUAAAUACAGCUUUAUAGAACAAUAGUUUUUUAAACUUUAGCAACAGGUAGCCCAGUUGUAGCAAAAUUAUGAAGAAAUAAAGCAAUCAAAUUACUCUCCCUCUAAAUUGUAGACUAUUAUCAUUCCUCAAUAAAGUUAAUUCAUAAGACCUAGUGAAUUUAAACCUGUUUUGAGAAUUCAAUAAAAUGUAUAAGGUUCCAGUUCAAAUUAAAUCUACAACACUCCUGAGAGUCCUAAUUAACUAUAAUCUGCUUUAAGAAUAAAUAAUUUUGUAGGUUAUAAUUAAAAUAUGCAGCCUCAAUAAAGCAGUAAUAUUGCUUAGAAUUCUCCUCCUAAGCCAUAUUUUGGUACAUCAGCAACAACUCGUUCUCUUUCUCCUAACUUAAUUGCAAAUAAUAGUGGAUAAACUUAUAAUCAAAUGAGCUAGUUUGGAAAUUCAUAAAAUUUAUAAUUAAACAGCAGUUCUCAAUUUUACAUUAACAAUUCUCCACAAAAAGGUUAUGAUUAAUAAAUUUUGCAAAAAUCUUAAAUACAUUAAUCUCCUGGAUAGAUAUUGCUCCUUAAUAAUUCCUUGAAUUAAUCAUUAUGUGAAGGUAUUUCAAGUAGCAACACUAAGUAGAAAACUGCUGAGUAGGUCAAUAAUAAAUCCAUUUAGGGAGCAACAAGCAGCUCAUAAUAAAAAUAAAGGCCGUCUUCUUCUUUAAAACAAAAUUAACUAUAAUUGGAACUAAUGAAUCAAAGUAAAAAUACAAACUAAUUUAACAUUUAUAAAAUGAGUUCUCCUGCUGUACAAAAUAUAUCGUAACUAAAUUAAUUAUUAGCAGCCAACACAAGUUCUAUCAAUAAUCCUUCAUUGCAACAAACUGAUUUUAUUUAACAGCAAAAGUUAUUGUUAUAACAAUAAUAGUAGCAGUUGAUGUAGCAAUAAAAUCCUUUGCAAACGACUUAAUUUUAAAACAACAUCUAAGCAAAUAAUGAAAUAAAUUAUGAAAAUGAGUAAAAUUAAAUAGCUGAUAUUUAAAAAGAAAGAAAAAUUAGCAGCAGAUAAUCCAAACAAUCUAUCAUAUCUAACAAUCAGAAUAUUAGUAUGGAAGUGACAUAAGUAAAGCAGCUUUAAGAAGAGAAUUUAUCUCUCAAGAAAAAGCUUCAAGAGCAUUCUAAAUUGAUUUAAGAAUUGCAAUAAAUAAUGCAAAAUUAAAGCGAAGAAAAUUCCAAGCAAUAAGAAAUAAGCUUAUCAGAAAAAGAAAACUUUAAAGCUCAGUACUAAAAAUUAGUUGAACAAUCGAACGCUUAACAAUAAAAUAUCCAAUAGAUUUCGGAGUAAAUUGUUAAAUAAACUCAAUACAUAAAUUAAUUAGAAUAAGAAAAAUAAACUCAGCUCUUUUCUUAUAAUGAAAUGGCUAAGCAAUUUGACAGAGAAAAAAAUUAAAUGGUAAAUCAAAUAAAUUUGAAAGAACUUGAAAUUUAAUAAAAGAAUUCAGAAAUCUUGUAAUGUUAAAACAGCAUAAGCUAAUUGAAUAUCACAAUACAGUAAUUAAGGUAGAUGACUACAUAUGAAGAAGUAGAAAAAUUAACUAAACAAAUAAAUGUGAUGGAUAAGAUGAUAGAGUAGCAGAAGAAUGAGUCAAAGACUUAGAAGUAGCUUCUAAUGGGAUAAGAAAAAGCUAUUGUUGAUGGAAAGAGAAUUGAGCUUGAAUUCUAGCAAAUUCAACUGUUGAAUCAACAGUUAAGUAAUGAAAAUGGCAUUCUAAAGUCAAGAAUGUAGUUUUUAGAAGCCGAAAAUAAACAAUUGAAUUAAAAAAUGCUUGUAAUUAGAGAUGAAAUAGAUGGUAAAUAUUAAAACACAAUUUUGGAAUUGCAAAAAUUGAUGUAGGGUCAUGCAAAUAAGCAGAUCAACAUUACUCAAAGUGUUGAAAAUAUUAAAUAGGGAGUUCUCAAUGGUUUAGAUAUUAAUGCUUUGGACAAACUGAUUGAAAUAUCACACAAAAAGUAACAGCUAUCAACUACUUAGAACUUAAAACAAUCAGUGAGUUCUAUUCCAAUAAGUUAAGUACAAGGAAUGCAAUAGCAAAAUAUUAUAAAUCAAAGUUAUCAGCCCAUGAGAAUUACAGAUUAGUUGGUUGGAUCAACAAAUUACGAGCAAUAAAAAACUUAUUAAAAAAGAAUAAAUUAUAACCAAGAAUAGCAACUAGUGAAUUUAGAAUCUACUUCAUCUAUCAAAACUUUCAAUCCAGACGAUUAAAGAAGUGUCCAAGAGCAAGGAACUAUGAAUGCCCAAUAAGGUCGCUUCUAAAGUAGAUCAGUCUCUCCUCUAGGUCUGAAUAGCCGUGGUUAAGGUUAAGGAUUUAAUUCAUCUCAGCAAAAAUCUCUAAGAUCAGAUAGAUCAAACAAAAAAUUUGAUUCAGAAUCUAUAAAAACCUUCCAGCCUGAUGGUUUAGAAGUCUCAAGAUCAGAUGAAAACAGUGAUUCUGACUAUUUAAGUAAUAUGAGUAAUCUGUAAAUAACAAACUAAGAUUAAUAUCCAUUAAACAAAAAGUCUUCUCUCAAAACUAGUAAAACUAUCAUAAAACAAGGAAACAAUAAAUAGUAAGUAGUUUUGGUUGAUGAAAACGAUAUUUAAUAGAAAAAAAGGUAAGAAGAGUAAGGAAUGUGUGCAUAACAAUGA
Messenger RNA from Tetrahymena thermophila SB210, 6066 nucleotides. RefSeq names its product WD domain, G-beta repeat protein. The transcript is spliced from 3 exons. Gene Ontology annotation, molecular function: protein binding. The record is from RefSeq and is a predicted model, not a curated record. Lineage: Eukaryota; Ciliophora; Oligohymenophorea; Hymenostomatida; Tetrahymenidae.